Messenger RNA from Aspergillus heteromorphus CBS 117.55, 928 nucleotides. RefSeq names its product E2 ubiquitin-conjugating protein UBC13. The transcript is spliced from 5 exons. The coding region runs from base 134 to 583 and encodes 149 amino acids. NCBI's taxonomy places the organism in Eukaryota, Fungi, Ascomycota, Eurotiomycetes, Eurotiales, Aspergillaceae. Gene Ontology annotation, cellular component: nucleus. Gene Ontology annotation, biological process: DNA damage tolerance; protein K63-linked ubiquitination. Gene Ontology annotation, molecular function: ubiquitin conjugating enzyme activity. The record is from RefSeq and is a predicted model, not a curated record.
AUCUCACCAUUUUCCCCCGUUCAUCGGCUUGUGGCUGGUGCUAUAUCGACCUUCUUGCCCCCCAAAUAGGAAGCGGAAGAGGUUUCCGCUGCCUUCCGACAACCAAGGAAGAUCAGGAGCAGAACCGUUCAAGAUGGCGUUGCCGAAGCGAAUCAUUAAGGAGACUGAGCGCCUCAUGGCGGAGCCAGUCCCUGGCAUCAAUGCUGUACCCCACGAGGAGAACCUCCGCUACUUCGAUGUCUCCAUCCACGGACCGGCGCAGUCCCCGUACGAAGGUGGCAUCUUUCGCCUCGAACUGUUCCUGCCGGAGGAUUACCCGAUGACACCUCCCAAGAUUCGCUUCUUGACCAAGAUCUACCACCCCAACAUCGACCGCCUGGGGCGGAUCUGCUUGGACGUUCUGAAGAACAACUGGUCUCCUGCUCUCCAAAUCCGUACGAUCUUGCUCUCGAUCCAGGCUCUGCUGGGAGCCCCGAACCCGGAUGACCCGCUUGCCAACGAUGUUGCCCAACGCUGGAAGGAGGACGAGCCGGCAGCGAUACAAACCGCGAAAGAGUGGACUAGAACCCAUGCGAUGACUUAAAUGAGACGAGGGGAGAGUUCCACCAGGUUGCUAUGAAGACUGUAGGAGCAACAAUGGUGUGAUGUGACCAUGAGCAAAAGUACCGCAACAUUCCACCUUCCUGGCAUCCCUCUUAGGAUAGGCCCCGACUCCCGGAGACCUCUCUUGUCUUGUUAUAUGCGAAAGCGGAUUUUCUUAACGCCCAUCUCCGGUUCGUUUCCCCAUAAAUGCUCAUGCAUGGCGAAAGAGCUCUUGCUCAUCCCAGAUGCAUGGUAUAAGCAUAUCUUGCCUCCCUCAGGCAACAACUUUGUUUUCCACCUUUCUAUAUUAGAGUCUUAUGCUGCGAUAGAAUCACAAGAUCCCUGU